This is a messenger RNA of Varanus komodoensis (Komodo dragon), 2459 nucleotides long. RefSeq names its product ataxin 7 like 2 (gene ATXN7L2). The transcript is spliced from 11 exons. The record is from RefSeq and is a predicted model, not a curated record. NCBI's taxonomy places the organism in Eukaryota, Metazoa, Chordata, Lepidosauria, Squamata, Varanidae. The coding region runs from base 1 to 2331 and encodes 776 amino acids.
AUGGCGGUGCGUGGACGCGCGGCGGCGGUAGCAGCAGUAGCAAUGGCUGCUGUGGAUCGGCGGCUGCCGAGUCUCGACGACUUCGCGGGGCAGAGCUGGAGUGCCUGGGUGGAGAGGGCUGGGCCGCCCACUGCCGAGACAGGAUCUGAGCUGGAAGAAAGCAGUAGGAAUGGGAGCAAGAAGCUGGAUGCAAUGACUCUGAUUAAAGAAGACAUGUCUAUCUUUGGUCACUGCCCAGCUCAUGAUGAGUUCUACCUGGUGGUGUGUAACCACUGUGGCCAAGUGGUUAAACCUCAAGCCUUUCAGAAGCACUGCGAGAGACGGCAUGGACCUCUCAGCAAGCUCUAUGGCCGGGUGCAGACCUCCUCAAACUUACAGAAGUGCCAUGCAGCAGUCAAUGGGCGAUCUCUUGCCGGUGGGGGCCAUGGAUCCACCAAGUCCUGGCGUGAGAAAUCCCAGAGCUCCUUCACUCAAGCUCAGCACACACCAGAUCGAACAGACAAGAUGCCGAAGGACAACCUCUGCUUGUUUGUGCCUGUUGUUAACUUAGAGAAGAUCUCCAGCCUUUCAAAGUCAGAUGGAGAUGGAAUCAAAGCGCCCCCAAAGCCUUCCAUCUCCACCAUCUCCAGGCAGUCCUUUGCCAGCUCAAAAGAGAUUUUGGGCAAGCCCUCCGUAGUGGCAUCACCAAAAGAGGCCCUGACAUCAGCCAAGGCAGGCAGCUCCAUUAUACCUGCAGAUGGCCUGAGCAGGAAACUGGAGAAUGCUUCGACCUUGGGAGAGAAGGAGGCUGUUGCUGUGAAAUCUCUGAAAAAGAUGCCACGGAAAGAAUGUGACUUAAACAGGCAGUGUGGGGUGGUGAACCCUGAAACCAAGAAGGUUUGCACUCGGUUACUGACCUGCAAGAUCCAUUCUGUACACCAGCGUCGCGAGGUGCAAGGGCGUGCAAAGGACUUCGAUGUCUUGGUGGCUGAACUCAAGGCCAGUGCCAGGAAAGGGGAGUCCCCCAAAGAUAAGAGCCCAGUGAGGAAGGAGGUGGCCUGCGAACGACUCCCACAGGACUCCUCUUCAUUGUCACAGACAGCACUGGUCCUGCCCAAUGCUUCUCCCUGCCGCAUAAAGCAACCCUAUGCUCACUGUGCACUUUCCAGGUUUCGGGUUUCCUCCGAGAGUGACCCGGACGACCUGCCUACCACCUCUAGCGAAGUCGACCGCCGGUUCUACUCUUUCCCAGUGCCCAAGAGUGCUGGCUGGGUUUCGAGUGAAGAGAGUGAAGAUGAAGUCAUGGAGGAAUCCCGCAAGCUAGACUGCCAUUAUGCAACACGGUCGCCACACCCCCAGGCAUUCUGCACUUUUGGAAGCAGGUUGGUAAGCCCAGGAUGUUAUGUGUUCAGUCGAAGGCUAGAUCGAUUCUGCUCUGCGCUCAGUUCCAUGCUGGAGAGACAUCUCAGUUCACACAUGUGGAAAAGGAUCCCUCCAGCUGCCGAUCACCAGAUGGUCUCCACGCCACCCCCUGUGCUCCCCUCAGGCUUCUCCAGCACUUCUCCGAAUUGCAGCUCCUCGCUGGUGUGCAGCCUCCCAGGCAGGGCUUCUGUGUCCUGCGCGGUGUCAGCACUGGCAGCUUCCCGGGACAGUCGGAGCCACCACAGCCCGAACUAUGCCAUGGGCUCUCCCCAUGUGGCAGCCGCCUGCAGCCAGUCAGACUGCCUGGGGGGGAGCCAGUCCAUCACCUCCCCGCUUCCAGCCAACACCCCUUCACCUUCGUUCAGCAGGUUACCUUUGUCCAAGGCCAGCAAGUCUUCCAGAGCCAAGGAGGGGGCCAGCAACCUGGAGCCAGAGGCCCUGGCUCGGAAGCGCAAGCAGUCCCCCGGCACUCCUGCUAGUCCACCGUACAAACAGACCUGCUUCCUGGAUCUUGGCAAGAGCAAGGCAGCUGGCUGCCCAGGCUCCCACCCCUCUGCUAAGGCCAAGCCAUCUGUGAUGUCCUCCUCUGCGCUUUCCCUCAACGGAACCAUCUCUGCAGGUGCCAGGAUCAAGCGGGCCAGCCACGCGGACUGCAGGGCUCCCAGCCAUGUCCCAGUCAAAGCUUCCCAGCUGGAGAACAGGAGCUCCUCGCUGAAUGGGCCAAAAGCACUGCAGGCCAACUGCAUCUCUGAUGAGGAGGCCAAGAGACGCAAGAAUACAGCCACCUAUUGCAGGCCGGUGAAGGCCAAACACUCUCCUUCACCUUCUUCUUCUUCAUCUGAUUUGGGCAGCUCUGUCAGAAGGAAGAAGCCGGUGGUCUCCUUGGGCUUUGAGGAGAAGCAGAACACAGUGAAGUCAAAAGCGCAUUAACAGCAAGUGCCUGCAUUCUGCAGAAGGAGCCAACAGUCUGAGAACUCUACCCCUAGGCCCAGUUCAAAGCCUCUUUGCUUUUUAUAACUUUAUAGUAUUUUUUUAAAGAAAAAAACCCCUCUAAAAUA